GAUUACCAGUAGAGGACGCAGUGUUGUCCUACGUCUCAUCAGAACAGGGUCAAGAAAACAAGUAUGGCGGCAUCCAGUGUUUUCAGACCGGGCUUGUUCGACCAUAAAGUUGCAAUAGUAACGGGAGGAGGGACUGGUAUCGGUAAAGCUAUCUCUGCAGAGCUGUUGGAGCUGGGCUGCAGCGUGGUGAUCUCCAGUAGAAAGACGGAGAGGUUGGAGGCAGCAGCCCAGGAGAUGAGACAGAAAAUCCCAGCCUCCAGCCCUGCACGUGUCACUCCCAUGAAGUGCAACAUCCGCAAUGAAGAUGAGGUGAAAACUCUUGUAUCGACGGUGCUGAAGCAGUACGGCCGGGUAGAUUUUCUGGUGAACAAUGGAGGAGGUCAGUUCAGCAGUCCAGCAGAGCACAUGUCCUCUAAAGGCUGGAAGGCUGUGAUAGACACAAACCUGACUGGAACCUUCCACUGCUGCAAGGAGGUCUACACAGCAUGGAUGAAACAACAUGGAGGUGUGAUCAUCAACAUCAUCGCUGACAUGUGGAAAGGCUUCCCAGGCAUGGCCCACACAGGAGCAGCGAGGGCGGCGGUGGAUAACUUAACGAAGAGUCUGGCCAUCGAGUGGGCAGCCUCUGGAGUCAGAGUCAACGCUGUUGCGCCUGGCACCAUUUUUUCCAAAACUGCAAUGGAGAACUAUAAGGAGCUUGGACCAAGCCUUUUCAAGAUGUCUGUUCCAUUUAGUCCCGCAAAGAGACUUGGAGUACCAGAAGAGAUCUCCUCAGCAGUUUGUUUCCUGCUCUCUCCUGCCGCCUCCUACAUCUCUGGGGCCACCCUGAGGGUCGAUGCGGGGCAGAGUCUGUACCACUCCAUGUGGGAGAUACCCAACCACAGUGCAUGGCCUGAGGCUCCAGAAGGGGAGAACCUGGACUCUCUGAAAGACCUGCUCAACCCAAAAAGCAAACUCUAAUACAGUUUUGUAACAUAUUCUGAGUCCAGUUCAUUAAACUACACAAACACCUGGCAUGAUGGACAUGAAGGUGUACAGAUGCCACAAGUGCUGUCACGGAGACGAGACACCGUUGUUGCCUGGAUAUAAGAUUUCUAUUGUGAUUUCUAAAGCAGUUCAUGUACUGUAUGUAAUUAAUAUCAAUGUGAGUGUAUAAUUAUUUUUCUGGUCCAAUUAUUUGUGACAUUAAUAGUUAGAAUGAAUGUAGAAUAAUGUAGAAAAAUUAAAUAUUUUUUCUAUGCCGUUGUAAGUUUUUUUUAUUUUUUCAAAAGAGUUGCUACAUACUACUUUACAAAUGGAGACAAAAGAGGGAAAAAGCAAAACACAGACACAAAAUGUAGAAUAUUAAAUGCAAAUCAAAACUUGUUGUAUGUUUUAAGAUUAUUUUUUAAAAUUUGCACUGAGUUAGCAUUUCUGAGCCUGUUCCACAUUUGAUGAGCUACAGUGUCAUAAGUAUGAAUUCAGCCUGAACAGCUGCCCAGCUAACAGGCUGUACUCUGAGGAUCUCCGGCUCUUCACAGAGGUGAGAGGAGGCCGAUGCUUUCCACUAAUUCCUUUGUUUCUCUUGAAAAUUACACAGUUCCUUAAUAUGUAAAAUGGAAACCUGAUAAGUAAAGGUUUGGUAGUACUGAAAUGAAAGCUUUGAAAUCAUAAAUGUAAUGAAAUAUGAAGAUUAUUAUGAAAUGUCUUUGGUGGAUGUAAAACAUGUACCAAAUGGUUAAAAUGUAGAAGAACAGUUUAUUGCUGUGGGUACCCUGUGAUUUUUUUAACAGGAAUGACUUUGUAUGUAUUUAUAAGGGCAGAAAUGAAUAAAAUUAACAUUAUUACAUAUA
Molecule: messenger RNA, 1832 nt
Organism: Thunnus maccoyii (southern bluefin tuna)
Lineage: Eukaryota; Metazoa; Chordata; Actinopteri; Scombriformes; Scombridae
Gene: pecr
Product: peroxisomal trans-2-enoyl-CoA reductase
Exons: 8
Coding region: 64-960 (298 amino acids)
Biological process (GO): phytol metabolic process
Cellular component (GO): peroxisome
Molecular function (GO): trans-2-enoyl-CoA reductase (NADPH) activity
Source: RefSeq, a predicted model, not a curated record